GGCGGCGGCCCUGCACGUAGGGCUCCGGAUGGAGGCGGCGCCGGACCCCGGGCCGAGGCUCUGCUGCAAGCCUGGUGGUCGGCUGGACAUGAGCCACGGCUUCGUGCACCAUAUCCGUCGGAACCAGAUAGACCGGUACCGCCCCGCCCCGCCACCCCUGUCCAGGCCUGGCCCGGCCGUCCCUGACUCCCGCUCGGCUCCCCGCAGGGACGACUACGACAAGAAGGUGAAGCAGGCGGCCAAGGAGAAGGCGAGGAGGCGGCACACGCCCGCGCCGACGCGGCCCCGCAAGCCCGACCUGCAGGUUUACCUGCCGCGACGCCGAGAUGGCUCUACCCGCCCAGUCAACCCAGACUAUAAGGAGUCCGGUGAAAGUAGCAGUAGUGGUGGCUCCGAGCUGGAGCCCUCUGGCCAUCAGCUCUUCUGCUUAGAGUACGAGGCGGACAGUGGAGAGGUCACAUCAGUUAUCGUGUAUCAGGACGAUGACCCAGGAAGGGUGAUUGAGGAGGUGUCAGCACACACGCCUCUGGAUCCUCCCAUGAGAGAGGCCCUCAAGUUGCGUAUCCAGGAGGAGAUUGCAAAGCGCCAGAGCCGACACUGACCAAGCUGAAGGUGCUCCCUCCAGGCUGGAUUCACUGUAUUCAGAAGAUUUCUGCCCGGGGAAUUUACCCCUCUUUUAGGGGUGCCAGGAGAAGUCUGUCUGAUCUUGAGCCCCGCAGAGUUGGUGCUUCCACAAGGGUGUUUACUGGGCUAUACUUGGCCCACCUUGCAGACAUUCUUGUAUGUCAGCCCAUUUUCCCAAUCUAAUAUUCUGGAACAUUUUGAGACUUUCAUUUGGCUAACUUGGUGUUCUGGAAGCAGAGACUUCAGGGAGGGCCAGGGUUUAUGAAGCCUCGGGCCAAUAUGCUGCUUUCUCACUGA
This is a messenger RNA of Galeopterus variegatus (Sunda flying lemur), 921 nucleotides long. RefSeq names its product chromosome unknown open reading frame, human C2orf68. Lineage: Eukaryota; Metazoa; Chordata; Mammalia; Dermoptera; Cynocephalidae. Bases 29 to 601 code for a protein of 190 amino acids. The record is from RefSeq and is a predicted model, not a curated record. The transcript has 3 exons.